Molecule: messenger RNA, 348 nt
Organism: Racocetra fulgida
Lineage: Eukaryota; Fungi; Glomeromycota; Glomeromycetes; Diversisporales; Gigasporaceae
Source: the annotation of a GenBank genome assembly
AUGACUCAAAUCGUGGCUGAAAUGGCAUGGGAAGAACACUUAGAUAAUGCUGAAAAAAUUCGCAAAACUGUUACCGCGAAUCGUAUUACUGAUUCAAAUAAUAAAAUAACAAACGACGAAUCUAUUAUUAGAGAAUUGGUUAAUGAUGAUGACAAUGAAAAUGGGAAUCUUGAAGAAUUAACUACAACUUCUUAUAAUACCACUAAUGUGCAAAAUUGUCAUCCAGCUGAACACGAAGGUUCAAAGAUUGAACUUCAAUACCUUUUUAAGCAUGCUUUAUCACAACCUUCGUUUGUUCGUACUCUUCAGCAAGACGUUGAGAAUAAUUUUGUAUUUUCUAACAAUUAG